Molecule: messenger RNA, 3104 nt
Organism: Botrytis cinerea B05.10
Lineage: Eukaryota; Fungi; Ascomycota; Leotiomycetes; Helotiales; Sclerotiniaceae
Exons: 5
Coding region: 47-2956 (969 amino acids)
Source: RefSeq, a predicted model, not a curated record
GGGUUCGUACUGUAAAGUAAUUGUGAUAUUGACAUUAUCAGCCAAAAUGACUGCUCAAGUUAUUUGCUACCCGCUUCUAGGCCAGACUACAGUUAUUGCGGAAAAACAGGUUAACAUCACAGUUGCGUUGUCUCCAGAUAAUGAUGAAGAAACCAACUGGGAGGCGGCAUUAUGGUAUGGCUCAGAGGACAUGAGCUGGAAACAGCUUGAUCUCGCUCGAAGUGAUGAUGAUAUAACAAUAUUUGCUGCAGAACCUAAGAACUCAGUUUUGUUCUUCACAAACACUCUGCAACAGCAGUCAUUGAAUGGACAACGGGCUUUUUAUACUAUCAAGUACAGAAAGAGCGGAGACUCGACUUGGAAAUGGGUGAAUGAUGAUCCCAAUCCCGUUGGUAAUGCAGAGAUUAUAUUUCAGUCAGCUACUGUUCCGUCAUCUUCUAUUGAGGAAUAUAUCUCCAGUCUAUCAGUUGAUCUCCACGUCGAGUAUAAUGGACAGCAUGGAGCAUCUAAUUCGCCUGUAUGGACUUUGAAGUACCCGAUACAUGCUCCUGUCGCUUCAGCUACCGAGUCAAGUAUUCGACGAACUACCAUUGGGUUCCCAAAGCAUGUAGUCAGAUAUUUUGCGCUUGUCAAACGAAUGAAUUUCUGGCUCGUACCACGUCAUGGGAUAUCCAAAUUUGACUUGGGCGAAGAUGAUUGUCAAUUCUACACGGGAAACACGGAGCCAAAAGCGAUUCUGGUGUCCUUUCUAACAAGUGAUGGGAUGAAUUUUGUGAUGCUUGCGUUGAGUAUGAAUGGGGUAGUGACAAUGCUGACAUCUGGCGAGAAUGGAAGCAUCGAGUUUGUAGGAAAGAACGAGAACGAGCAGCAAAGAGAUGGAACUAUUAUUUGUGCCGUUGGCAAAACUGUAGAGGAGGGUAUUACAGCUGUGAUGGACCAUGCGAAGAAGGUUGUUCAACUCAGCUUAAACACAGAGCCCAUUACGAGCGGAAAGCUCGAGAGAUCUCUAGCUUCUAAAGACCAAAAAAGUUUCCACGAUGAGCUAGUAUAUUGUACAUGGAACUCUCUAGGUCCCACCUUAACAUCUACUACUCUCCUUGCCGCGCUUGACGAUCUGGGAAAUUCAUCAAUAUACCCAUCUACAAUCAUAAUAGACGAUGGAUGGCAAUCCACAACGCCAUUCGGGUCCGAAACUUUCCCAAAUCAACAUCGAUGGUCAAGAUUCGAAGCGUCAUCAACAUCCUUCCCAGAAGGCCUUGGCGAUCUCUCACUACGGAUUAGAAAAUCUUACCCAUGGAUCAGAAAUAUUGGGGUUUGGCAUGGAAUCUUUGGCUAUUGGGGAGGGAUUGAGCCUGAAAGUGAGAUUGGAAGGAAAUACAAGUUGCGAUGGGUAGAAAUCAAUAAUACGCGCCGCAGUGGAAUGUGGGUGAUUGAUGUUUGCGAUGUGAGAAGAUUCUAUGAUGAUUUUUACUCAUUUCUCGUCGACUCUGGCAUAAACGCGGUCAAAUUGGACACUCAAGGGUUACUAGACGAUCUCAAAAAUGCCAAAGAUAGAAGAGAAUUAAUACCAGCCUAUCAAGACGCAAUUCACGCAUCACUACUUUCUCAUUUCGAAGACAGAGUAAUAUCAUGCAUGUCCCAAUACCCUGCCAAUAUCUUCUCUCCUCAAAUACUACUCUCCUCAUCAGCCCAUCCCGCAAACAAAAUAGCCAUGCGCAAUUCCGAUGAUUUCUGGCCCAACGACCCUGCUACUCACGCUUGGCACAUCCACACCAACUCCCACACCGCACACCUAACCACGCAUCUCGAAAACAUCAUCCCAGAUUGGGACAUGUUCCAGACCUCCUCCCAAACCCUCCACUACUCCUCAUACCACGCCGCCGCGCGCGCUCUCUCCGGCGGUCUCCUAUCCAUAACCGACACUCCAUCUCACCAUGAUACCUCUAUUAUUUCCCGCCUUUCCUGCACUCCCUUCCCAUCAUCUCUCUCCUCAACCCCCUCUCCCCUCACCAUCCUCCACACCCACCCCGCAAAAUCCACAUCCGUAUACCCCAACUCGCACUCCCCUCGUACACUAAAACUGCAGACCUCAACCCUCCAAACCAACAUCAAAGUCCUCGGACUCUUCAACCCCUUUUCCUCCCAUCCCCUCACCGAAAUCAUCGGACUCGAGGAUUUUUUCCCUCUCUCCCAUUCUCUCCACAGCCACAGAGAAGAUUCCACCGACGAACAUCCCGAAACCCAAGAAACCGGAAACCAAUACAUCAUCCACAGUUCCUCAAACAACCAACUUUCUCCCCCCAUAUCCCUCCAUUCCCGCGGAACAAACGCGAGUAGAUUCAUCAUCACGCUACCCGAAUCUGGAUGGGAAAUCCUUACCGCGUGUCAAGUGUAUACUAUACCUCUUCCUCUACCUGCGACUUCCCUUUCCAACCCCGAUUCCAGAACUAUCUCCAUUUCGAUCCUCGGACUCCUCGAAAAAUUCAUCGGCGCGGCCGCAAUUAUCAAGAGUUCUUUUUCGAUCUCCUCAUCAACCUCACCACCAACCACAAACCGCUCUUCACCCCCCCUCCAAACCCUGCACCUCCAUCUUCAACUCCAAGGCACCGGAAUCCUCGGUCUCUUCCUCUCUUCCCCCUCCCCCUCCCCCUCCACCCCACCCCCCCAAAUCUCCAGCCUCCACAUAUCCCACCUCCCACUCUCCCACCUCCUGCCCCAGCAUACUAAAAUCAAACACAUGCCUCACGCAGACGGAUAUAUGGUUUCGAUUGAUCUAUCGAGUAUUUUGGACAGUAGCUCUAGAUCUAAUCACGAUUUCGAUUCUCAUUCUCAUUCUCAUUCCGGGAGUACCGUUGUGGAAGAUGGAGGGGAAUUUGAUGGGUUGCGGAUGUUUGAUAGCGGGGAUGAGGAUGGGGAUGGUGAGGGGGUGGUAGUUGAUAUUGGGAUCUUGGUGUAAGGGACUACUAUACUGUGGAUUUUCGGCGUUGUGUGGUGGAGAUUGCUGGUGUGCGGAUUUGGUAGUGAUAUCUCACAUGUACCUAGAUAUAGAGGAUCAGAGUAGAAUCAUGGGUAGUUAUUCAGCAUGUGGAAAUUCAGGAGGUUCA